Molecule: messenger RNA, 1751 nt
Organism: Haliotis rubra (blacklip abalone)
Lineage: Eukaryota; Metazoa; Mollusca; Gastropoda; Lepetellida; Haliotidae
Product: EF-hand calcium-binding domain-containing protein 1-like
Exons: 5
Coding region: 133-774 (213 amino acids)
Molecular function (GO): calcium ion binding
Source: RefSeq, a predicted model, not a curated record
CAUGGAUUUACAAUGACCUGCCACCCACGCAUGUUGUAGGGCACCUGCCCCUCGUGUAUAUAUACUGGUGGGGGACCCUCGGACAGCAUCAUACACGACGACGUCGUUACACCCCUCCAGAAGCAGAACACCAUGAAGUUGUAUAACAGUAUCCUGAUUGGCGCAACUCUGCUUGUGUUUGGCCAAUCAGCACAAGCGUUUCUGGGGAGUAUGUGGCAGGACCUCGGACGGGAGUUUACAAACAUGGGAAAGAACAUGGCCAAAGAUCUGCUUAAUGUUGGUCUGAAAGCUGUCAAUGAGACCAUGAACAUUGGCUGCAGGACUGCGUGUCCCCGACUCUGUGAAGACAAGGUCGGCAUGUACUUCUGUCCCUUCGUAUGUGUGCCACUUUGCAACAGAGGAAAGCGUUCUAUUAGAAAGGGCAGUGACUACAGCGGACAUCUCAUGCCAAUGCCUAACAAGUUCUCAGCCUAUGACCUCAACGACGAUGGGGUGGUCAGUGUCAAGGAAUUCGCCUUUGUUACCGGACAUACGAUGGACCAGAAUGACCUCAAGACGGUCUUCGGACUUGCCGACAUAAAUGGAGAUAAUGUCCUCACAUCUGGCGAACUAUAUGGAGGACCGUUUGUGUUCGAGAUGGAUCUCAACGAUAACGAUUACCAGUACUGCCAGUACAUAGUAAACAGGAGGUCCAAGAGCGCACAGCAGCCAAAUACCCAGUCUGUCAAAACGAAGGGUAUUACCCUGAAGAAGGAUAUUACCAAUAAGCUGUGAUUCCAAAAUCCAGGAUAUGUUCGUCACCACUCGCGUGUUUCCGUCAUCUGUACCGGAAAGAGACGAGUGGUCAAGGAUGAUGCAAGUUGUGUCGGUUGGAUAUAUUAUUCCAUCCAAAAACAGUAGGAGAUAUUGGAAUUUUAAGAUUGAUAAAAUGCAAAUGAUGAAGCCAAGCAGGAAACAUAUGAUGAAGAGAAAUUAAGGGAAAAUGUGACAAUUUAUUCCACUCCUUUGGAAAUGUUUCAUCUGUAUGGAUAUAUAUUACUUUUCUCAUAUGCAUUGGCAUUGGCAUUCGUGGUAUGCUCGCAAAAUGGAAUAUCCCCUACUUUUUUUAAUGGUAUAUAAGUCUUACGCAAUGCUGUCAUUGUGUUGUGUAACCUUUUUUCGUUUAUAUUGCCAACCACAAAGCAAGAAAGAAAGAUUUCACCAAUUUAAACUUUUUCUUCUGUUGAAUCCAUUAGAAACGUUUUUUUAAUUACUUGGCUCGCAGAUUCUCAAAAAGUCCUUGGUCAAAUUAAAAUUUCUGUGUUUUUUAAAAGAAACUCAACUGUAUCUUUCAAAUUGUGUUUGGCUGGGCGUGAUAAAGAAACUGUGGAUUAGAAACAGAAUUGAAAAUAUUUUUUUAUGAUAUGUCAAAGGAUUAAUUUACUCUUUUCCACUGCUGGCUUACUUUGAAGUUUAUUCUUCUGAACGGAAUCGGAUGGAAGGAAAAAAGAACGGUUCUGAAAUUAAGAAUCUGUUAAUAAAGUAAUUGAUAAAAAACGCCAGGAUGCAUUUUUCGACAGUGAAUUUCGAAGGCAAGGUCGAGUGCAGUUAUUUUGCUGGACUUACUUUGCCAAUUUUUUUAUGCACCUGUUAUUUACUCGGAAAGACUUUCUUCGUUAAAGAACAUGUCAAGGUCAGAUAUGGAAUAUACAUGUACAUAUUUGUCUAUCAUCUGGUUUUGUGAAUUUUAUAAUAAACACACUUUUGAAUGA